Molecule: messenger RNA, 843 nt
Organism: Penicillium digitatum Pd1
Lineage: Eukaryota; Fungi; Ascomycota; Eurotiomycetes; Eurotiales; Aspergillaceae
Product: Protein kinase-like domain
Biological process (GO): protein phosphorylation
Molecular function (GO): ATP binding; protein kinase activity
Source: RefSeq, a predicted model, not a curated record
AUGGACAACGAGAUUCAUCCCAUCAUUGAACUACCAACCAUUGCCGAUAUUGAGGCGUCGACCGAUGUCCUUAGUAUACGAACCAACGCCAUUAAAGUGGUUCGAGUAAAGGAACACUUCGCAGUCAAGAUUGGGUAUUCGAUCCCGCCUUUGGAAGCUGAGAACAUGAAAUUUGUUGCAGCCAACAGCAAGGUUCCUGUGCCAAAGGUUCACGCCAACUUUGUCGACCCAGAGACCCAGAAAAGAUAUGUCGUUAUGGAUUUCGUCCCUGGUACAGACUUGCAAAAGUUACUGCCAUCGCUCACCCCAAUCGAGAAAACGACGGUCAGCAAGAGGAUCAAACAGGCGAUCAAUGAACUGCGAACAUUACCAUCACCUGACUACUUUGGGAACUUGAAUGGGACGCCUUACAUCGACGGUGUUCUUUCAACUCCUGAUAACAACCCAAUCAUUUCUGGGCCAUUCAAGGAUCAGAAGCAGAUGAAUCAAGGAAUACUGGAGAGACUGGGCCAAACGCAGUCACCGCACUACAUUCGAUUGUUGAAAGAAAUGAUCAACUGCACCCUCAAGAACCAUCGAAUUGUCUUUACUCAUGGAGACCUGCAACCAAAGAACAUAAUUGUGGAGCGAAUAGGGGUCUGCAAUGAUGGAGACGCAGACUUCAAAGUCACUCUCAUCGACUGGAAUUUGUCAGGAUGGUACCCCGAGUUUUGGGAUUUUUGCAAUUCAACAUUGUACUGCCAAAUGAAACCGGAUUGGCUCGAGCUUAUCCCAGACAUAUUUGACCAAUACCCGAUAGAAUACCUAAUGAUGCAAGUCGUCUACUCGUCGGUUUUUUAUUGA